AUGCACCCAGGUGACAACAUCUCCCGCCCCUUCAAGCAAAGGAAAAGCCUUGCCACCAGGAUGCAGGAGGUGACCCAGAUCCGCCUCAAAUACCCCAACAAGAUCCCGGUGGUGGUGGAACGUUACCAGAAGGAGAAGACCUUACCCCCCUUGAGCAGGACCAAGUUCCUGGUGGGCCAAGACCUGCCCCUCUCCCAGUUGGCCACCACCCUUCGGACACAACUCUGUUUGGCCUCCUCCCAAACCUUCUACCUGCUGGUGGACAACAAAGGGUUGCCCAACAUGGCCAUCACCAUGCAGGAGCUCUACCAGGCCAACAAGGAUGAAGAUGGCUUUCUCUACCUGACCUACGCUUCCCAGGAGAUGUUUGGCAGCUCUUCCCUCAGCCCAUCAGCACCUGCUUGA
This is a messenger RNA of Apus apus (common swift), 405 nucleotides long. Its product is annotated as microtubule-associated proteins 1A/1B light chain 3C-like. NCBI's taxonomy places the organism in Eukaryota, Metazoa, Chordata, Aves, Apodiformes, Apodidae. Gene Ontology annotation, cellular component: cytosol; autophagosome; autophagosome membrane. Gene Ontology annotation, molecular function: ubiquitin protein ligase binding. Gene Ontology annotation, biological process: cellular response to nitrogen starvation; autophagy of mitochondrion; autophagosome assembly. The transcript is spliced from 4 exons. The record is from RefSeq and is a predicted model, not a curated record. Bases 1 to 405 code for a protein of 134 amino acids.